CGGAGAUAAUGUCACGAGAGUGCUCGUCUUUCCGGUCUCUUGCGUUGCUUUCAAGAUGCACGCCACGUAAACCUUAUUGUAUGUGAAUUUUGAGGACUGUGAGGACCCAUCUGGGCGAAACUUAAUUCUGGCACAUUAUUGUUGAGCAUGGGAGCCGAGGAUUGUUCGACUGUGGUCUAUUGGUUGUAGUUUAGGAAGGAGCCAAUGGUGAUGUGUCUCUCGGGGCUGGGUUGCUUCGAUCAUGCUUGAAGCGAAGGCGCCGUUGCUGCUGCAGCAGCAGCAGCAACAACAGUAUCAUCAAGUCGCUAAUGCUGCGUCUUCUUUUUUGGAUGCUGCGAAUUCGACGUCGUCUGGCGACGAUGCGGCGCGGGCUGCAGCCGUGGCGUCGCUGCACCGCCUCAUCCGCCAGCCAGAAACAGCACUGUUCCUCCGCCGAUCUGCUCUGGUUCUCGCGCGACGGCUUGAGCAGCUUGCCUUGGAUAAGGCUUUCAUAGUCAGGCAGGCCGCAGCUAUCACGUAUGGAGUAUUGGGUGCAAUGUCAGCUGGAUUGGUUUUGACUGAUAUCGAGAAUUCGGGAGGUCCUGCUGAUCCCUUUAUCGGGUGGGCUUUGCCUCGCCUUAAGGACAGCGCAUUUGGUACUGAGGCUACUGGACUAGCGCUAGCUGGACUGCGGGAGUUUCUUGCUACAGGUGAUGUGAUGGCUACUGAAAAGCAUGUGCCGCCCAUUCUUAAAGCCUGCGAAGAGCUUCUAGAGAAUCAAACGCCGCUUUUACAACUGUUGCUAGGAGUUCUGACAGUGUGUGGGGUUCGGUUUAGUCAACUUCUUGAGCCCUACUUUUCAGACAUAGUUGAUCUGCUUCUCGGAUUGGCUCUUGAUCCCGAGCAUCUCGAGGUGGACCGUCGACUAAUUGUUGACAACUUCCUCAAGUUCCAACUUAUGUGGGCCAGAAGACCGGAAUUUCCUUUAGGUUUGCUAAGAACUUUUCUUGGUGACAUGGAGAAGUUAGCUCAUGACCACUCCACUCCCACUCUGCAGCAGCUCCACCGGCUGCUUGCCCUCGCAUCAUGCUUUGUGGCAAUUAUGCAAGCCACAGCUUCGGGAAUAGGCGAGGCAGACUCUAAUGAUUUCUUGAUGGAUGCGUCGAAGGAGAUGCUGCCACGCGUGAUAGCUUGCUUUGCCAUCUUAUGUGACAAAUUUUGGCAGUUCAGAUGGUUGAACGAGGCGUGCAGGUGUCUGAUACUAUUUGCGGAGGUUUUAAAGGAGAGCUUUGCUGUGUUUUACCCUCGUGCUCUUGAUAUCUUGUUUUCAGUUUCAGUAUCAGAAAACAAAUUGAGGAGUCGGCAGCAGCAUGCUUCCCUGGGUUUGACUUUGUCUCAAGCUCCUCGUGCAUUAAGCGCAUCACAGGUACAAAUCAUUCUGCAAGUUAAUAUGAGGUUGAUUCUUUGUCAAGGGCAGCAAUUAUCUCCCCAAGCUGUUUCUAAGCUUCUAGAGUGGCCCUCGCCUCUUUCAUGCCUACGACUGCACCCAAGUCGCAUCGUCAGAGGAAAAGUCGCUGCCACUUACAUGCUCCUUUUACAGCAUGACUCGAAAGAAGUUGCCGCAGAGGCUAGUACAUGUUUGAUUAGAGAAUUAGAAUUCUUAAGAGAAUGGAAGCUUGCUUCCGUCAAAAGUGGGACACGGUCUGAGGAAAUUUUGAAGAGGGAAGGUGAAGUGCAAGAUUUGUCUGAAUGUCAGAUAAAUACACUGUUCAGGUUUGACCUGAUGCUGCUUCCAUAUAAGUCCGUGGUGAAAGAGGCCACCACUUUUGGAGUUUCACAAGCUGAACAAGCGUAUGAUUUAAUGGAGCUCAUAUUGGUUAAAUUAAAUCCUUUUCAGGAUCCGUUGCAGUGGAAUCCACAUGUGCAGUUGGUCUUAUGGCAAGCCCUACAUUGGCCUUGCACUUAUAGCUCUUCUUCAGAACCUCGUCUACAUUCGGAAGGAAAUGACCGAAAGGAUGAGAGUUUCAUCAAAUCUAAAGAUGAUGGAGAUAUCACUGAGGCAAGCUACAUGUGGAAAGAUCCGAGUAUCUCUGCCUUAAACGGUGUCGCUGGCUUUAGUCUUAUCACUGAACUUGCAAUGGAUUCGCAUGCCAGUCUCCUCAUAAAGCUGGAGGCACUCAAUUGGUUCAGAUUAUAUGCUGUCUCGAAUUCUUUAAACAAAUCAGUUUCUCGGAAUCAGCAAAUUACCAACGAUGGCAAUGAAGAGCACACAUUGCAGUUUAUAUCGAGGUUACCAGACAUGUUACUCACAAUGGCUUUUGAUAAGGAGCCUCGAGUAAGAGCAGGUGUGGCUGUGGUCUUGGAGGUCAUUUUGCAAAGCAACCUUGUGAAACCCCUUCAUUUCCAGCCAGUUACAUUGGUCGCCCUUCAGCAACUUAAAAACUCCGAAAUCUCUCUGCAUGCGUUAUAUCAAAGGGUGCUCCAAGCUUAUGCACCUGCUGCUUUGUGGAUUCAUGGAUGGGCAAUACAACUUAAAAGUCGGCAGCCCUUUCUUUUAAGCAUCCCGCACAGUGGCAGAUUGCAUAUGUUCAAUGGUAAGCGAACUACGUCAGAUCUUCAUUUGGGGCAGCAUCUCCGAAGUCAUCAACUGUCAAUGAUCCUGAAUUACUUAUCCCAACGCCCACAAGUUCUUCCUGUACACUGGCUACAAAGAAUGAUAUAUAACUUCCCUUGCAAGAUAAAGCCUUCGGCUAUUAGCAUAGAAGGGGAUGAGCUGGAAUCUCCUAUUGAAGGGGAGGAUGGUAGUGGAGAUUCCGAGCUAUUAGAAAAGUUGACGUCCAAUACCUUAUCAGCAUUAUGGUGGACUGUACAGGAAGCCUCCCGCCAUUGUGUCACAGUCCGCCUCCGGACGCAUUUGGGUGGUCCCACUCAGACAUUCGCAGCCUUAGAGAGAAUGCUAUUAGAUGUUCCACACCUCUGUCGCAUAGAUUUUGGACGAAAGGAGACAGCAAUGGGAGGUCUGGCUAGCUCUAUUACUGUGCAAUUGCUACCGUUGCGUCUUUUACUAGAGUUUGUGGAAACCCUGAAGAAAGAUAUAUACAAUUCUUAUGAAGGUUCUGCCGUGUUACCACCUCCACCAACACUGAGCGCUCUAUUUUUCCGAGCUAACAGGAAGGUUUGUGAGGACUGGUUUGCGCGCAUUAGGGAGGCGUUCAUAAAUGCUAGCGUUGUCACUCAAUGUCAUGCAGGCACAAUUGUCCAUGCAUCACUUCAUCUGCAGGAUCUGAGAACACUUAUCCCUUCAUCUUUGAGAGAAUCCCGGGGUCAACUUUUGCCAGAAAAUAGCCACAACAUGAGAGGAAACAUCCAGGGCGAUUUGGCAAAAGUCAUACAACAUAUUUCUCUUGCGCUCUGUCGAUCACAUGAAGCUGAUGCUCUGCAAGGGCUCAAGGUGUGGGUUAAAUCAGCUUUUGCACCAGUAUUGGUCGAGGACUAUCUCUCCGUUCCCAAGACAAAUACUUCAAUGGGGCCUUUUGCAUGGUUAGAUGGUUUAACUUACCAAGCUAAGGGGCAGUAUGAGAAGGCACUCGCACAAUACAAUCAUGUUAUUCAACUCGACGAUGCUUUGGCCAUGAUGGGCGCUGAUGGUAUACAGUUCAUAAUUGCACGAACGGUUGAAAGCUAUGUGGCCCUUGCAGACUGGGAAUCACUUGAUCAAUGGGUACAGGAACUGCAACUUUUACGAGCAAAUCAUGCUGGAAAAACGUACUGCGGUGCUCUUACGACAUCUGGAAAUGAUAUGAAUGCUGUUUACGCCCUUGCUCGUUUUGAUGCAGGGGAUACGCAUGGAGCCUUGGGCUACCUAGACCUCACUCCUCAAAGUAGGAGUGAGUUGACUGCAGAUCCUUGGCAAUCACUUCAUAGAAGUCAGCAAAUGAUACUGCAAGUGAUGCUGCAGCAGAGCACAAAAAGUGAUAGAGUUGCCUCAGAGAUUGCACUAGCAAGAGCAAUGGUUGAAGAUUGUUCCCAGGUGGCCAUGCUGGAUGGCUUAGCUCAAGCAACUCCUUAUCUGAUGCAAUUAGAAUGCAUUCGGGUGUAUGAAGCUUUCAGGGACAAAAAUCUUUCGGAGGAGCGUCUAAGUGAACUUACUUCUCAUUUUCCCCCACGUGUUGGCUGGCCACUGGAUCAUAUGCAUCAAGAUUCUCAGCCAUGGCUUAAUUUGUUACGUGUUUAUCGUGAGGUCUGUCCAAGGUCGUUGAGAACUCUUCAGCUGCAACAACAAAUUGUGAGAUUGGCUCGUAAACAAUCAAAUCUGAAGCUUGCGCGCCGACUACUGGACGAGGUUCUUGAUUUGCAAGUCACCUCAGUCAAUCUUGGAUUGAACACCUCACCAAACCCACCCUCUCUUUCAGGACGAUGGGAAUAUGAAGAUAUACUUUUACUUCAUGCUGAAGAGAAGCAGGAUGAUGCUUUAUUGAGACUCUGGCAAUUUGUUGAAGACAAGAUUAGUUCAUGUCUCGAGUAUCCUAUCCGUGAAGAGCGGACGGAAUCUACCAAUGCUAAGGCAUGCCUGAAGCUUGCAACAUGGCUACGUGCCAGCUCUGCACAGUCCAACAUGCUACAAGUGCUUGCAAGUCUAGGGUUCAAUGCAAGUGACAGUGAAGUUGACCAUUCUUUGUUCUCUAACGGAAAAUUGAAGUCAGUUAUUCAGCGGAUUGCAGGGGCGGCAAUUAAAGGCGCGACUAUAUGUUUACCUAAAAUGGCAAAAGCAUGGUUCUCUUAUGGAUAUUGGUGUUUUACUUAUGCAGAAGGAUCUCACAACCCGGAGACUUUAGCUUCGAAGAGCUCAUGUAGUUUUUUGAGUUUGAUUGAUGGAGAAACAAGUGAGAAUAGUAAUGAACUUACACGCGAGGAAAUAACAAAUAUAUUCGCCAUUGUCUCUAGAGUUGCCGCAGGCCCUAGCGGUGACAACCUAAACCAUUUCAUUUUGGAGGGUGGAAAAGAUGUGGAUAACUGCGUCCAACGGAUUGUAACUGCGUUCAUAGCAGCGGGCAUGUCUGCUGGAUCUGAAGAUAUUGAGGGAGAACCGCCAUCCUAUCUUCUGUCUUUGCAAUUACAACAACUAUUACAGACGAACUCAUCGUCGUGGUCUGUAACUCCUGUGAUUCCUGAGUUGAUGCGAAUAUGGUGGGCUUUUAGGUGCAGAAAAGUGAAUUUGUAUUCGUAUUCAGCAAAAGGCUUUUUGCAGUGUUUGUUAUUAUCAAAUCAGAAACUAUCGCGAGGUGCCCUGCCAGCGGAUGUCAAACCCAUCAGAGAAGAUUGCAUGCUUAGUGCUUCUCUUUAUCUAUUGCGGAUCAUUGUUAAUUAUGGUGUUGAGCUUGAAGACUUUCUGCAACAACAAGGCUUGUUGUCUGUGCCACCGUCUUCUUGGCAGGCCAUUUCGGCUCAGAUUCUGGCUCGGUUAAGCAGCCACCCAGAGUCCAGAGUUCGAAAGCAACUUAAGAGCUUAUUAAUGGCUUCUGCAAAUUUAUCACCGUGGGCAAUAGUGUAUCCAUUGCUGGUGGAUAUGAAUGGAAGCGACGAAGGCUUAUCAGAAGAGCUGAAAGACCUCCGAGAUGGCCUGAUCAAGUUACAUCCGAAAUUGGCCAGAGAUGUGAAGUCUAUGAUUGCGGAAUUGGGUGCUAUCACAGUAUUUUGGGAUGAGCAGUGGUUGAGCACACUACAAGAUCUUCGAACAGAUGUAAUGCGACGAAUCACCACUUUGAAGCAUGAAACUGCUCGAGUGGCAGAAAAUGCAACACUUAGUCACAACGAAAAAGUCCGUAUAAAUGCAACCAAAUAUUUAGCAAUGAUGGCCCCUGUAAUUGUUGCUCUUGAGCGUCGCCUUGCUUCUACAUCCAGGCCACCAGAUAAUCCUCGACAAUCUUGGUUUCAAGAACAAUUUGGGAGCUCUUUGAAAAGAGCUAUAGAAGUAUUCAAGGCUCCUCCAGUGGGAUCAGCUUCUCUUUCAGGUGUCUGGCGGCCUUUUGACAUGAUAACUGCUGAACUAGUUAGCCAUCAGAAGAAGUCAACUAUUCUGCUGAGUGAAGUUUCUCCUGGCCUAACAUCGCUACAGUCCUCAGAGGCACCAAUGCCUGGACUUGGAUUUCAUUCCUCAAUUGUAGAUAGAGAUUCUUUUACGUCUCCCAAGGAGGAGGGGUCUCUAAUCACCAAUUAUCAUCAACCCGAUAUUAUAACUGUUGCUUCUUUCAGCAGCCAUGUCACUGUCCUUUCCACGAAAACCAAGCCAAAGAAGCUUCAGAUAGUGGGGUCUGAUGGUAAUGUUUAUCCCUAUCUUCUCAAGGGCCGAGAGGACCUUCGUCUAGAUGCUCGCAUAAUGCAGCUAUUACAGGCAGUGAAUUCCAUGCUUCUAAGCCGCUGCGAAACUCGACGUCGAGUACUCGUUGUCAGGCAUUAUUCUGUCACUCCAAUCAAUGGACGGGCGGGUCUGAUACAAUGGAUUGAAGAUCUGACCAGUAUGUACAGUGUGUACAAGGCUUGGCAGGAACGAUCGGUUGCUGCAUCCGGGACAAACCUCAACCAUGGAGUGUCAUCAGUUCCGCGCCCUAGUGAUCUAUUCUACGGCAAAAUCAUACCUGCUUUGAAGGAGAAGGGCUUGCGCAAAGUCAUUUCUCGUCGUGACUGGCCACAGGAUGUGAAGCGCAAUGUGCUACUGGAGCUGGUCAAGGAGACCCCUAGACAACUGUUGCACAAUGAACUCUGGUGUGCGAGUGAAGGGCUCAGUUCUUUCAGGGCUAAGCUUGACCGUUUUUCUGGUAGUGUCGCAGUGAUAAGUAUCGUAGGCUACAUCUUGGGCCUCGGUGAUCGUCAUUUGGACAAUAUUUUGGUAGAUUUCCGUUCAGGUGAUGUAGUUCACAUUGAUUACAACGUUUGCUUUGACAAGGGUCUUCGGCUCAAAAUUCCUGAGAUUGUGCCCUUCCGUCUCACUCAUACUAUACAAGCAGCUCUGGGUCUGACAGGAGUUGAAGGGGUAUUUCGCAAAAAUUGUGAAGCUGUUUUACGGGUGCUGCAGAGCAAUAAAGAUGUGCUUCUAAUGCUAUUGCAAGUCUUUAUUUGGGAUCCACUGGUGGAGUGGAUGCGGGGAGAUGGUCAUGAUGAAGCUGUUAUCGGAGGUGAAGAGCGCAAAGGCAUGGAGCUUGCAGUCAGUUUGAGCCUCUUUGCAUCUCGGUUGCAGGAAAUUCGAGUACCUCUCCAGGAGCAUCAUGAUCAACUUCUGUCGACAUUACCUGCUGCUGCUAUGGCGUUAGAGAGCCUCGUUAGAGCGGAUGACAGACUUGAGCAAGCUGUAGCAUUGUAUUCUCAAGCAGAACAGAAGCGACGUGUAGCUCUGCAUGCCGAAGGUGCAGCCAUGUCGUUGUUUAUGGAGGCCACGUCAGAUCAUGAUAAAGCGCAAGAGGUCUUUACUGCUCAGGCUCAAGAGCUUGACAAGACCAAAGCUUUAAUAAUUGAAGAAGCUAGGAAACUGAUUCUCUGGGUCAAACAGCAUGCAUCUGUACUAGAAGCGCUUUGCCUCGGUUCUGUACCAGAGUUUGAGAAUGUUGCUCAGGUUGUAAGCUCUCCCGAGACCUUGUCCCUUAAAUCAGCUGUGCUGUCUGUUGGGGCGCCUCUGGCAAUCAUUCCCGAAGCUACCCAAGUACAUUGUCAGGAGAUUGACCGGGAGGUCGCCCUACUGACAGCUGCACGUCAGGAGGCACUCCUGAUUGCUGUGAAGAGUAUGAAGGCAUACUCUUUAGCCCUCCAGAAGUUGGUUCCAGCUAAUUAUAUUGCCAGCAGUCAUGUUCAUUCUUGGGCUGAGGUCUUACAGGUGUUAUCCCAAGAUCUCUCACCUGAUGUACUGGUUGUAGCAAAAAGGCGGGCUGGGGACUUGAUUGCGCAAUGUCAUGGCCUGCAAGAUGAGUCUAUCCAACAGAAGUACAACGAGGUGCGGUCGCGUUAUGAACGAUUAUACAGAGACCUGCAGAAACUGAGGGGAGAUCUUGACAAUCAUGAAGCUGUCGCCAAUCCAGAGACUCUGCGGAAGUCCAAGGAUCAGUUUCUGUCCACAGCAUUAACCCAGCUUCAAAACUUGGCAAUAGAUUACGGAAAUGAAGCAGAAGAGAAUCAGAGCAAGCUUAUUUUGCUGUUAUAUAAGACUUCAUCAACUCGUUACAAUGAGAACUGGGAAGCUUUGAAGAAGUUGCAAUUUCAUUUUAGAAAGCAGAGUGGUGCUUCAGAUAGCCCAGAUGAAGUCCAACCAGAUAAAUGGUCUCUUGUUGAGUUGAAUACCUUGAUAGAUAAGUGGAUGUUCUUAGCGGAUAUUGUUGUAGAAGUGGGUAAGUUAGGUUCAAGUUUUUUUGGAGGCGUAAAGUCUGGAUUUCGUUUACGGAUGAAUCCACUGACUUCAAGAACGUCUCAGUGGGGCCCGCGAUUGAGUGCAUGUGUAUCUGUACUUGGAGAAUUUUUCCAGCAGAUGACGGUUUCUGUUUUCCCUGAAAUUUUGUCAGCAGUCAUCUCUCAGGAUGCUGGGAUGAUGGAGGCCUUCACAGCUUUCACACAUGUUCGUGAAAAUGUUGAUAGAUUGAUCCAGCAGCACAUGGAUUCAAGCGCAAAUCGACCAAAGAAUUUCGAAUCUCAAAACGACGCUGGAGCUCAGGGGAUGGACAACUAUUCCUGGGAGGAUAUUGAUUACAGUCAGGCGGACCUUCCUGGGCGAAAGGAUUUGUCGUUCGAAGAGAUAGUACAGCGAUACAAUAUGCUGAUGGACCUGAAUACCGAUUCUGAUCUUCACAUUAGACGAGGAAAGGUCUUGAUUGCAGCAUUCGCUCAGUUGUUCUCACGACUGGAAAGUCUCGAUCAGGGUUUGACAUCAUUAUUGCGGGAGGUUACUGAUGAGGAUCAUUACAACCUGAUGAAUGAGUUUGAUCUGGAAACAUCAGAAGACACCGGCAACGUGUGGAGAGUUCCCCACUUGUCCCAGGAGAAGGCCUUUUUUGCUUGGAAAGUAAGGGUAAUUGAAGGACUUCUUGAUUCUUGCAUCAAUGCAAUCCAGGAUCCGUCUGAGCAUGUGCUGCAGCUUGAGAUGAGGCUCAAAGGUCGUCUUCUUUGGUUUUUGGGACAGUACCUAGUGUACCGAUUAAUGGCUGUGUUGCUGUUAUGUGUAAAAGAGACACAUCCGCUGACAGCAAAUUCAGGUAACAAUGAGAUUUUAGAAGACAAUUGGCGACUUGGGGAAGCAGCUGAGCAGGCAUUGAGGUCGCUUCGUGAUCACUGUAAUGCUCAUGAUCUUGUAAAAGCUGCAAAUGCAGCUGCAGUUACUUUGAGAUCUCAGGCGGAGGAACGAUUGCAAGCCCUCGAUAAGGUGCAUUUGGAAGCAGCUCAAUUGGAAUGGUUAAACGAAAUGAUCUUGUCUGACUCGCUACUUCAAAAUCAACCGCUAGGUGCACCAAGGUCCAUGAGAGGUGAUAAACAAGGUGUUGAUGUGGCAUGGUGGGAUCGCAAGCAAAUACGGAAGAACCUUUAUGCAGCAACAGCUACAAUUAGACAGGCUACAGAAGGGCUGCAGGGACGAGAGAUGGCGGGUUCGGCAGCAGAGGAAGAUCUUAAGCGGGCUCUCGUAUCUGCGUGGACCUCCGCAAGCGCCAGUUUCUCUAGUACAGGACGCAGGACUGGAAUUCCAUCUGAAUUUUAUGACCAUCUUCACAGAAGACGUCAACUGCUAAGAUCAAAUCAUGAACAAGCUGUCAACAUUCUACGAAUCUCUGAAUCAAUCCUCAAGUUUGAAGCUUCUCGAGAUGGCUUUCUAUCCAUCUCCCCAGGUGAUGGACUGCAAUCAAACAAGGAGAGAGGCAGGAUGUGGCAGCAGACGUACUUUGAAGUUGUUACUCGACUCGGGUCCGCGUAUAUUUCUUUCUCUAGAUCAAAAGCAGAGUGGCAAUCAGCUUUAGUGCACUUAGAAUCUGCGAGAGCAGAUUUGUCUAAGGUUGCUAAUGAACUCCAAGCAGUAUCCUCAGAAAUUGAGUCUGCUUCAGGUGAAGUCAAAGUCUCAAUUCGCAACCUUCAAGCCUGGAUAAAGGAGGCAGCCACGCGGUGGUCAGCAGUAAGCAACAUCAUUAAAAGUCACACUGCCCUUACCUCUGACGCUGGGCAGAUGCUGGAUGAGAUAUUAGCAAUUACAGAGGGAACUGAGGGUGCAGAGGAUGUUCAUGGCCUGGCUCAAGAGGGGGCUGCUGAGCAUGCUUGUCUCAUGACUAAGCUCAAUGAGGUUAAUGAGUUGAUCCUCCCACUCGAACCGUUGCUGACAUCUGGAGCGCUUCUUGCAAGUAGUCUGGCCCGAUUGUCAUCUUCGGGAGUGUCAUUAACGGAGAGCAUGGUGGAUAGAAGCUUAGGGUAUGGUCACAACGCGGCAGUUCAAAAUCAUUCUAGCCUGAAAGAAACAUCUGCAGUAUUGAGUGAAACAAUUUCAAGCCUUCUUAGCGCCGUGAAGAACUUGCACUCCUGCUUAAGCAAGCUCAUUCGAACUGCAAGUUCAGAUGCUGGAUUUCUGCACAAGGCUCUCGCUGGAGUGGGCGGGGAGAACCAGGAAGAUAGAUCCUCACAAGUUGUUAUUGUUGAGCCAGAUACUAAUGAAGAAUUUGCUCAAACUGAUUUGGUUGGCAAGUCCACUAUGGAGUCCAUUUUGGCUACUGGGGAUGAGAUGCCAGUUUUUCAGGUAUCUGAUGAUUGUUGGAUAUCUCCGCCUGAUAGUGGGCAUUCUGUUACUUAUGCGGACAGUCUCAUGACAGGCUCAUCUCCUGAAAUUUACAGAGGGUCGAAGGCGUUGGAAAAUGGGGAUUCCAACGCAGAAGUUCACCAUGCGCUUCUUGAUAUUGGCCAUAGCAAGGAGACUUCAGGAGAUACAUCAAAUUUAGGUGUUAAUUCAGAUGUCGAUGGCACAAGCUUAGACCUUAGCAGUCUACCAGCAUCAAGUACCACAUCAACUCCCGUAAGGUCUCAACAGAUUGGUUUAAACUCUUCCAGUGACAAGGAGCCCUCAGUAUUUGCAGCUGAUAUCAAAUUGGAACAUCAUGUUGGGGCUGACGCAAGUUCAGGGGACCUACACAGACUUGCCCAUCCAAGAGAAUUUAAAGUGCCUGGAACAGACACAGCUACUCGUACUCAGCUUUUCAAAGGGAAAAAUGCAUACGCAAUCUCGGUUCUGAAGCGUGUUCAGAUGAAGUUGGAGGGACAGGAAGCUGACGGCAGCAGAAAACAUGGGGUGGCAGAGCAAGUGGAUAUUUUGCUGCGUCAAGCUUCAGGGAUUGAUAACCUUUCAAACAUGUAUGAGGGAUGGACUCCUUGGGUUUAAGACAUGGUGGAUACUUCCUGAUAUAGCAUUGCCCAGCUGUCCCUUCACAUACCAACAAGAGUUCACAUUGUGAUUAAGCACGGUGCAUGUCCUGCGGACGUUUGAAUGAAGAAGCUUGAGUGCAGGGAAUUCAGGAUAAUACACUCUCUGUCAUUUCUCGUUCUCUUUGGAAGCCCGAGUUGCAGAUCUCAACUGGGAAGUGAGACCUAAAUGAAGCUGCAAGCUUCACUGAGACGCUGUUAAUCAUCACACAAUGCUUCCUUGGUGCUAAUAGGAAUCACUGGGACGGGACUGGAGGGACCACUUCGCGUAGGUGCCAGACGGAGAACUCGUCAUUGUGGUUCACUGGGAUGUGUCUUAAACCUGGAAAUCGAAGUGGACAGUCACAGCUUGAAUUUCCAUGGGGCUGUAUCUUGGAGUUUGGGAGAGAUUUAGUUCGAAACAGUUGGUUUAGGGCUCUGGUUGCCUCCGUGUCAAUGUUGGGGAAGAACUUUCAUUUCAAGAGAACGCAUGAACAAACUUGUUGGCCUUUUUCAGGGGCAAAUUUCAGUAAAUGGAAACCAAGUCCGCGGGGUAGAAGCACAUCAGCGCAUAAGGUACUAUCAGUGGAAUACUCCUCUUUAUUUUUAAAACAGAAUAGAGUAUGAAGUGUAGCUUUUAGUUAUGUAACUGAGCGCGUUCAAGAAUGGCACUUGAGUACCUUCGAGGGGUUUUUGUUACGCAAGUUCAGUGAGGUAAUUGUGUACUUAUUUUUGCUUAUGUUCAGGUCAGUGAUGGACGAGAAGUUGAUUGUAGAUGGAUAUGCUUGAACAACUAAUAUUAAGGCUUUUCAUAUGUUAAGAUGUUCCUGCAUAUGAAGGUUGUGGCUUUGGGCAACUGGUAAACACUUGAUUAGUUUGUGACAUGUGCAUCCCAUCCAGUCUUUAUGAAACGAUGCAUAUGCGGGCAGCUCUGAGGUUUGGUCAUGCUGUAGAUAACUUCUCAGCCAACAUAUUUGUAAAAUACGAGUACAAUAAGUACCUGAAAUUGAAUUUCUGAAAUUUGAAUUAAUGAGUAAAACAGGUGAAUUUGAUGUA
Molecule: messenger RNA, 12438 nt
Organism: Physcomitrium patens
Lineage: Eukaryota; Viridiplantae; Streptophyta; Bryopsida; Funariales; Funariaceae
Source: RefSeq, a predicted model, not a curated record